AUGCUCUUCAUUCGCCCCGCGCUCGCUGCUCGCCCGUGGCUGCCGCGCGCGUUCUCCAGCACAGCACGUGCUUGGGAGCCAGCGCGGCCCUCGAUCCAGGCUAUUGCCGAGCUCCGUAAGGCGGUGCCUGGCACAUCCCUACUCAAGGCGCGCGAGGCGCUCGUUGCCUCGCGCCCGGCUGAAACGCCCGACACGGACCAUGUGCCGCUCGCUAUUGCUUGGCUCGAGAGACACCGCGCCGCAGAAGGCGCCAAGCGCGAAGCCAAGGUGGCGUCGCGUACGGCGGCAGACGGCGUUAUCGGAUUGUGCACCCUGUCGGAUGGUCUUCUUGGUGCCGGUGCACGUGCUGCCAUCGUCGAACUGAACUGCGAGACGGACUUUGUUGCGCGCAACGAGCUGUUUGGGGCACUGGCUCGCGAUAUUGCGCACACGGCUGCGUGGCUCCCGAUGCUCCAUGACGCGGCGGUGCCCCGCGAGGGCCCCAUGACCGAUGUGCCCCUCGACGUGCUCCUCGACUGCCCGCUCAUGCCCUUUGACGGCGCGCCUCCCACUGAAGUGCAGACGGUGCGCCAGGGCAUCUCCGCCCUUGUCGCGCGCCUCGGCGAAAAGGUUGCCCUGGCUCGUGCUACCUCUCUGGCGCCCUCGCCGUCCGACACGCUGCUGUGUGGUUCGUUUGCGCAUGGCGCUGCGGCUGCGCCACCAGCGCUGGAUGUGCCUGUCACAGCGUCGUUCACGAGUGGGCGAGUCGCGAGCCUGCUCGUAUUGAGCGCGCGUGGACGCGUUGCAGCGCUUGCCUCGCGGGCAGCGGCACAGGACGACCCACUCGUGCAGCGCUCGCGCGCUCUUGCGCGCUCGCUGGCACGACAGGCAGCCGGCUUCCCGACGACGUCGAUUGAUGGUGCGCCGGGCGAGGACGGCGCACCAAGCACCGCGCUGCUAGCGCAGCCAUUCGCGAUGCUGCUGCCUGCGGCAGGUCUCGCACCGGAGGCCGCCGAGGCGCUCGUCUCGGAUGCGCUGCAGCAGUGGUCCGAGGCGCAUGCGGGUGCCGCAGACGGUCUCCGCGUGGCGGCUCUCCGUCGCUGGGAGGUCGGGGAGACGGCCGCGCCUGCCGACGAAGGGGAAGCGAUCUCGUUUGCCGACGAGGUGAAGCGGGCCGCUGGUGUGUAG
Malassezia sympodialis ATCC 42132 is the source of this 1167-nucleotide messenger RNA. RefSeq lists its product as uncharacterized. Lineage: Eukaryota; Fungi; Basidiomycota; Malasseziomycetes; Malasseziales; Malasseziaceae. Gene Ontology annotation, molecular function: translation elongation factor activity. Gene Ontology annotation, biological process: mitochondrial translational elongation. The record is from RefSeq and is a predicted model, not a curated record.